AUGGCGAACUAUGAUUUAAUUCCUCGAAUGAUUCCAUAUCUGGAUAGACAUCUUGUUUUGCCUUUGUUAAAUUUUUUAUCUUCGAAUAAGAUCUAUCCAGAUCAUGAUCUAUUCAAAGCAAAAUAUGAAUUAUUGGCCAAGACGAAUAUGGUUGAUUUUAUUUCGGAAUUGUAUAUAGAAAUUCAUGGAGAUAAGGAAGUACCUUCAGAAGUACUUCAAGGGUUGGAAACACUUCAAACUGAGGCUCAAAAAGUUAUGGAUAUUAUUACAAAUCCGGAAGUAAUUGCUGCUCUUCGUCAAGACAAAUUACAGAAUUUACAUUUUCUCAAAGAAAAAUAUGGAUUUGGACAAUUUCAAUAUAAUUGUGGUAUUUAUGGAGGUGCAUCGGAUAUGUUAUACCAUUUCCGAGUAUUGUCUACAGAUCAUGAUCUCAACUUAUCUGCAUUAUGGGGAAAAUUGGCUUCCGAUAUUUUAGAUUGUAAUUGGGAUGCUACUUUAGAAGAAGUUCAAAAGUUGAAAGAAACAAUCGAUCAGAAGCGUACAUGGUUCAUUCAUUGGUCAAUUUUUGUAUUCUUUAAUCAUCCCAAAGGACGUGAUAGUAUAAUUGAUGUAUUUUUAAGUCCUUUUUACGUCAAUACAAUUCAAACAUCAUGUCCCUGGAUUCUUAGAUAUCUUACUACAGCAGUGGUUACCAACAAACGUCGAAAAAAUAAUUUAAAAGAUUUAAUUAAAAUUAUUCAACAAGAAAGUUAUGAGUACAAAGAUCCAAUUACAGAAUUUAUUGAGAGUCUUUAUGUAAAAUUUGAUUUUGAAGGAGCCCAACAUAAAUUAAAAGAAUGUGAGGAAGUUCUUUCAAAUGAUUUCUUCCUUGUGGCAACAAAAAUGGAAUUCAUUGAAAAUGCUCGAUAUUUAAUAUCAGAAACUUAUUGUCGGAUUCAUUUGAAAAUUGAUAUAAGUGGUUUAUCACAAACAUUGAAUUUGGGUCAAGAAGAAGGUGAAAAAUGGAUCGUUAAUUUGAUUCGGGAUACUCGGGUCGAUGCAAAAAUCGAUUUCAAAGAGAAUACUGUCAUAAUGAAUCAAAAUCAUACAUCUAUUUACCAACAAGUAAUUGAACGUACAAAAGGAUUAUCAUUUAGAUCUCAAGUAUUAGCCUCAACUAUUGAAAAACGUGAAGCUCAUCAAUUAACUAAUGCUAUUGAAUCUGUAACAGAAUAG
Diversispora eburnea is the source of this 1215-nucleotide messenger RNA. The record is from the annotation of a GenBank genome assembly. Lineage: Eukaryota; Fungi; Glomeromycota; Glomeromycetes; Diversisporales; Diversisporaceae.